CCAGAAUGAAAGCAGACAACACGAAUUGGAUAUGGUCCAUGUCUCUUCAAUUACCAAUCCCUUAAAUCUUUCAAUAUCAUCUUUGCUUUAUUAAAUGAUUUCUUACUGGUUCAAAAUUUUGAGAAUACGGGUGAGCUCGGGUAGAAAAAGGGGAGGGGGACAGGGCUGAGGCCAGCCGUGCGGCGAGAAUGACGAUCGGAUCCUCUUCAGUCUCCUCAAUAAUGCCUGUUGUUUGAGCUUCAAGACUAGGUGGGGGGUAAAGAUGAACGCAAAGCCAUGCUUGACGCAGUUGAUCAGGUACGAUGAAGCUUUGUUCCAAUUGCAAUGAUACAAAAACAUUCUCCGCAACUAUCCAACGUCGUUAGAGGUACUCCGUACGGCAACUAGAUUUGGCACCCGAUGUUCGGGACGCCAAUAAACCCUCAGUGUGUCUCCCGCUGAAACGCAUUUCAAGCCUGCAUGCGAGUGGUUCGCUGGUCCCCGGGAAGAGCUUCCAGAAAGCUGCAUUUCCCGAAUGAACGGUCCGAAGUCCGCUUGAGACGACUGAAUCUGUGCAGGUGGGAGUUCAUCCAUCAACAUGACAACACCUCACGGCGUUCCUAAUCAGCCUUCCAGGCCCAGGCUGCUUUGAGACAGAACAAUCAACCCCUUGACCAAGGAUCAAGACUGUCAGCACCGUGCUUCCACGGAGUUUCUGCCCCCUAGGAACUACCUUAAUUACCAAUAUGUUCCGAUAACUUCCAUUUACGGCCAGUAACAAUGGUUCUUUUACUCUCCCUCUGCACUAGAAUCCACAUAAUCCAUGCCCGCCACGGGCUGUGGAUACAGAUGGGGGAACCUUCGGACGACCACUCCAAGCCAUUUUGAAAGCUUGUCGGGUCUACAAAUCUCACGAGGCCCAUGAAACCCCAGCGAAACGAGACAUGCUCCUCGUUACAAGUGCUCGCCAGGUUCCGUGUUUAUCUGGUUGAGAAAGUCGUUUCCACAAAAACGGCCCUUCUUCCACCAACGAUUCUUAUAUGUAUGGCAAUCCCCCAAGGAACGUUUCUCCAUUUAUGAGCUUCUUCCCUCCCCCUUCACCAAUGGCUUCUUACUCGAAUUAUAGCAAUACAAGUUCUGGUUUGGCUACUCCUAGAUCAUCUUCUCCCUCCUCUACUACCAGCCGUUCCUCAGCUACUACCAUUAGUAAACGUAUGUCCAUCUCUGGAAGACGGAUGUCGGGUUUCAAUCCAAUGGCUUCUGUUGAUACUAGUGCAAUUGAAGCUGCCAUGAAAAUGUCUUCUCUCGAUACACUUCGCGGUUACUCAAGCGAAAAUUAUGGUACAGUAAAACAAUUCAAAGCUACAGAUUAUGUGCCAAAAUCACACGCUGGGGGUUAUCAGGUUAUUAGGGAACCAGCCUGGAAUAAAGGUAAACUUUUUUUUAUUUCUAUCACAGAACCUCCAGCUAAUAAAUUUUGCAGGUACUUCUUUCAGUCCUGAUGAUAGAGUUUCGCAAAACCUCACUGGCCUCAUACCACAUGUCCUAGAGUCUCUAGACACUCAAGUUAUGCGAGCCAUGCGAAUGAUCAACAGCCGUUCCACGAAUAUCGACAAAUAUCUCUACCUCUCCUCAGUCAAAGCAGCCAACAUGGAUCUCUUCUACCGUCUCUUGAUGGACAAUGUUGAGCAGCUUAUGCCACUCGUUUAUACCCCAACGAUUGGAGAUGUAUGUCUUCAAUACUCAACUCUCUAUACCAGACCCGAAGCUCUUUAUAUCUCAAUUAAGCAACGAAAGUCAAUUCGAACAAUUCUCCGAAAUUGGCCAUAUCAAAAUCCAGCUAUUUGUGUUGUCACGGAUGGAUCAAGAAUUCUUGGUCUUGGUGAUCUCGGUGUGAACGGUGUUGGGAUUUCUGUAAGUCAUCACCAUCAAAUAGAUCUCCUCAAUAAUUUCUCACUAUUCGUAGAUUGGAAAGCUCGCUCUUUACACCGGUGCUGCGGGUAUCCACCCUGAACAAACUCUCCCAAUUGUUAUAGAUUGUGGUACCGAUAACGAAACCAACCUUCGUGAUCCCCUUUAUCUUGGUUUAAGACAAAAGCGUCCCACACCACAAGUUGCUCUCGAGUUUAUGGAUGAAUUCAUGGCUGCUGUCAAGGAAGUUUACCCAAACAUGCUCGUUCAAUUCGAAGAUUUUGAGACCGAGAAGGCUUUCUCAUAUCUGGAGAGAUACAAGAUGGAGAAGUGUUUUAACGAUGAUAUCCAAGGAACCGGAGCUGUCGUUUUGGCUGGGUAGGUUAACCCAUCGCUUGUCUUUUGGAAGUAAGCUAACUUUGAAAAUCAGAUAUAUUGGUGCCGUAAACCUUUCCGGGGUUCCAAUGGAAGACCAAAAACUAGUUUUCAUGGGUGCCGGAUCUGCUGGUGUAGGUGUUGCUAAACAAGUUAUGGAAUACUACACCCGCCGAGGACUUUCUGAACAAGAAGCUCGAAACAAGUUCUACCUUGUCGACACCAAGGGUCUAGUCACCUUCGAUCGAGGAGACAAGCUCGCCGAGCACAAGAAGAUAUUUGCCCGAAAAGACAAUAACGGACACCAAUUCCGCUCCCUCGAAGAAGUCAUCGAAUACGUCAAGCCAACUGCAUUGAUUGGUUUGACCGCCACUUUUGGUGUCUUUACCGAGUCAGUGGUUCGUGCUCUCAAGGCAUCCGUCGAUGCAUCGGGAAUUGGCAGACGACCAGUUUUGUUUCCCCUAAGUAACCCUCUGACUAAGGCGGAGUGUACUUUCGAACAAGCCGUUCAGUGGACUGAGGGGACUGUCAUCUUCGCUUCUGGAAGUCCUUUUGCUCCUUACACCAUGAAAACUUCGGAUGGAAUCAUGACCUACUAUCCCAACCAAGGAAACAACGUGUAAGUUCUCCCUGGAUCCAUAUCCGAAGACACCAAAAUACUAACUCCUUGCAGCUACGUCUUCCCUGGUCUCGGUCUCGGCGCCAUUCUCGCCAAAUGCUCCCGUGUCACCGACGCAAUGGUCUACACCUCAGCCGCUGCCCUUUCUGGGGCCCUCAACUCAGAGGAAAUCUGCAUGGGACUCAUCUACCCCAAAAUCCAACGUGUACGUGACGCUUCGGUCAUUGUCGCCCGGGAAGUUAUGAAGUGUGCUAGACGGGAUGGUGUAAGCACCUUACCCGAGGAGACCUGGGUGGAGUGGGAAGAGUGGGGAGAUGUUGCACUCACAGCUUGGAUCAAAAAGCAAGUCUACGAUCCUAGAUGGUAGCUAUGUCGACCCAGGCUCUAAAUCAUUUCCGUUACUUUUAAUUAUUUUCCUUUGAGCUUGGGGGUUUUGGGGAUAUCAAAAUGGGAAAUUUGAAGAUUACUGGUUUCUUGUGAAGGGCACGGCGUUAAGGGAUGGAAGGAAGAUUUCUUGGGAUACCACAGUAUUAUAUUAUUUAGCACUUAGAUGAGCUUUCGGGGUAUGCUUAGAUUGUUUGGUACAUGGAUUUGGAAGUCAUUCCCCAGAAUAAAACAGUCAUUAUUUACCUACC
Molecule: messenger RNA, 3519 nt
Organism: Hymenoscyphus albidus
Lineage: Eukaryota; Fungi; Ascomycota; Leotiomycetes; Helotiales; Helotiaceae
Source: the annotation of a GenBank genome assembly